Molecule: messenger RNA, 195 nt
Organism: Mesorhabditis spiculigera
Lineage: Eukaryota; Metazoa; Nematoda; Chromadorea; Rhabditida; Rhabditidae
Source: the annotation of a GenBank genome assembly
ACACCGUGCUGCAUCUACGGUGGUCUCGUUUCCGGGCUGAACUCGGCGUCGAACAUUUUCAUUUACGGCUGGAAAUACGAGGAACUGCGGAACGGGAUGAUCCAGGUGGUAACCUGCCGCCCGGCCACCAUCCAACGCGAAAACAGCUCCUACAAUGUGCUAAAUAAGCAGGCUCGCCGGGACGACGUUUUUCUU